ACAGUGUAAAACGCAGCUUACUUUAAAGAAAAUUUAUUUCGUUAUUAUUAAUUUAAAUCCGAUUGCUAAAGUGCAAAUAAAAGAGCUAUUUGUUUACAUAUAUUUCGCUAUACGAGAUGUGUUCAAUACGCAAAAUAACUGGCUUCAUACAAUAUUUUGAAAGUUUUUAAAAUGAUGAAGAUAAAGAAAGAUGAUCAUAAUAUCAUUAGUAACAUUUCUUUGUCAUAGUGUCUCCACCAAUGAUUGUUAGAUGUACGAGUGAUACUUACGUACUUGUUGACAAUGAAAAAAAAGAUAAUGGACACGUUAAUGUUCUUUCUCUUUACGAGUCAAAUGCUGUAUAUUUCCGAAACAGUGACAGUACUACGCGGACCGUCAAGGUCAAGUUAUUCACCAUCCUCCCGAAAAUUAAUAUGCGUCUCAGAGAAUGAUGGCGGCGCUCUAGUGUGGAAUAACAAUUUAAACUGGCAAUAUUACAAGAACAAUAAGCAUAACAAUAACCGAUUUUAUAAUUUAAAUGGAGGAGUUCCAAAUUGCGAGAUAAAUUGCAAAAUGAAUGCAGACGAAGAUUGCUUAAAAUCGUGGAUUGGACAACAGGAUUGGAGUCUCACAAAUUCUCUCAAAACACCCAUGGGGCCGGUAUUUGAUCAGCGAUGGGAAGAAUUUGAAGAAUAUGUAAACUUUGAAGAUAGAUAUGAUUAUAUAAAUGUAAAUCUCGAAAAUGUUACCGCAGCAAUGCUCUCUGUUUCUAUCCGUGGAUCUCGCGACGCGCAUAUAUUGCUUUGUAAUGGUAUGAAUUAUAACAGAGACCCUUGCUACUGGAUUAUAAUAGGUGGUUGGGACAAUACUUUGUCCGUCAUACGAAAAUGCGCUGUAGGAGUGCCUGUAAUUGGCACAUUUCCUCCCCCAAAUUCAAACUGCAGCAAAGCACAAAAAUUUUUCAAGCAUAUGCCGUUGUCUACAACUGAAUGGCGAUCGUUUGUCAUUAUGUGGAACUUUAUAACUCGGAAUGUAUCCGUUUAUGACACUGAUAACGUUAUUAUGACGUACAAGGAUAUGGAAGAACCUGAAUCUUCCAAUAGCGAUUAUCACAUGUAUAUUAGAAGCAAUAGAGAAAUUCUGUUUCGGUUUCAUAUAUACGACUUUCUGCAUACUACUCUUGAAAAUGCAAUUUUAACGAGUCCCAUUAUCUUAGUUGAUGAUGGAACAAUAUGUGUAGAAAUGUUAAUCGGCCUGUGCGCAGAAUGCGAUGCAAACGUAGUGUUACGUGAUUCCAUAAAUUACGAAGCGUUAGAAACGGCAAUCGCAAAAGGUUCAUCGAAGGCGGCUCAUGGCUUGCCCACGUGGCAAUCCGUUAAAAUUCAGAAAAGUCUUUUAACAAAUAAUAUUUACGUGAUAAUCCAAGUGAUUCCUAAGCUCAACACGCCUAGUUCUAAUCCAUUAUGGGCGAUAGCGAAUGUUCGUCGAUGUCCCAUAAAAGACUCAUUAAGAUGGAGUACUAUGAUUGAUAAUGAAGAUUGGGAUAUCUGGGACAAAAAGUAUUUUUGGCCGAAUGCGACAUGUCAAAAAUUGUUUUACAAUAAUCAUAUCGUUGUGAAUUCUAUAUCAGAUGCCAAACCAGACAUGGAAUUAAAUUACGCAGAUUGUUCUAAAGGAAAGAUUGGACCACAAUGUUUGAUAUCUUGCGAAAUUGAUUUAGAAGGCUAUUUUGACUGCAAGGAAACUGCAAUUUGUUAUAAAGAUGGUUGCACAUGUCCUCCAGGAUAUUUGGGAAGCUCUUGUACUAAAUCUUGUGAAUCAUACACGUAUGGCUACAGCUGUAAGAAAAAAUGUGGCGCAUGCCGCGACAGAACUUCAAUUAAUGUACAAGCUCCAUGUAACGAAAUAACUGGACUAUGUUAUAAUGGAUGCCAGAAUUCUUAUGUACCACCUUUAUGCCAAUUAAAAUUAGAUAAUCUGAACGAACCUGUCAUUACCUUCUUAAACAGUACGUGUGUUGAGUCCACUAUUCCUUUUACAUGGAGAAAAGAAUACGAAGAAAUACGUAUUGUUUAUUCUUGCUUUAUAGAUCGAAUGGGACAUGUUAUUUAUCAACCGUCAAUGACGAUAUUUCCCAAUACAACACAAUUGAUAGCAUUUUUUGACCACUUAGUACCCGGUACUACUUAUGAGAUUAAGUGCCUUUUAAGUAUUGCGGGAUCUGUAAUAUAUAGUCCUCAGCAAAGUAUUGAGACGGAUUGCAAUCCGGUUGAAGGUUUUGAUGUGAAGCCUGACGAAACCAGUUUGAGAAUCAAUUGGCAUAAUAAAGACAACCAAUUAUAUCGAUGUCCAACAGAUUGGUAUCGCUUGAUAGUUCGAAAUAUAGAUACUGAUGAGCAAAUUAUUGAUGAACAAGUUACGUAUUUUCCCCGUAAUUUGUCUCAGUUGACACCGUAUACUUUUUUCAAUGUAUCUAUAUUUCAUAAAAAUGACAAGCUAUUUUCCCAGCUGACUCGUACACUUGAGAGCGUCCCAUCCAGAAUACUAGAUCUGCGAGUAAUGAUUUCGUCUAACACACUUACACUGAUUUGGAGACCUCCUGAUCAACCUAAUGGAGAAAUAGUGCAAUAUGAAGUAAUCUUAAAGAUCAAAGAAUAUCACGGUUGCAAAGAUUUAAACUUACCUACACCAGAUAAUCACAUAAUUACUAAAUUUACAAAAAACACAACAAUUACAAUUCCGGAUUUACGUCCGUACGCAUCUUAUAACGUACAGGUGACAGCUCAUAAUUCACGAUAUAACAGCGUGGCUGCAGAGAUAAGCUUUGAUACAAAUAUUUCUGAGAUGCCAAAGGAAGUAUUUAGCCAGCUGAAAGUACAAGGCUGGAAACUAUCGUGGCGUCCACCUGAAGAUUGUACGACGAUUUCGGGACCGAUUAAAGCUAAGAUAAAAAUACGCGGAAUCAGCGAUGCUGUUAAAAAUAGGUUUAAUAUAACCAAAAAUACUGUGUCAUAUUCUUUCGAUUUAAGUAAAAUCAAACCAAAAUUACACGGUAUUGAACGAUACAUGGCAACAAUUUACGUAAUAAGGGAUUACGGAAGCCUAGAAAAUGUCUCCGCUUAUCAAGAGUAUGAAUUUGAAACUCCAGCAACGGCUCCGCCUAGUAUAAUCAAUCUGGAUGUCGUUGAGACUGACACUCGUCAAACACCUGCAAUGAUACAUUUAAGAUGGCAGAGUCCACGUCCACCUCUCAACGGAAAAUUGUAUUAUUAUGAAAUUAAAUCAUGCUUAAAAUUGAAAAAACGAAGUUGUUUCAUUGUUGAUGUUCAAUUGAAUGAGAAUUGUGACUUGUGGGAUGAUUACAUAUGCCGAAGUAUUAAAAAGUUCUCUACAAAUUCAGAAAUUCAAGUUUUGGCGUACAACAUGAAUGUUACUGAACCAAGUCCUUCGGUUUUUGUAACUGAUCAAAUGCUUAGUAAUACAAUGCCAGAUCCACCUGAAAAUUACACCUUCACAAUUAAAAACAAUGGUAUAAUUGAGCUGAACUGGCAUCAUCCUUGGAGGACGGGUGGUCAUCUGCAAUCUUUUCAUAUUUGGAUACAAGAAAUUUCUUCCAAUCUGAGAAGACAGAGACUCGCUUCACGAUCGCCGCGUAAUGAUGUAUACGAAUAUCCAGUGACACGUUACAUGCGUAACUAUAGCGAGCAAUUGUAUUUGUUUCCAUCAACGAAGUAUCAAAUUUACAUUAAAGCUGUGACCGUGGCGAACGUAGCCAGCAAACUCAAGUACGUAGAAAUACAAACGCCUUCGACCAUGAGUUUCGAUGGCGAUCUCGAGGUCAUGGUGGAUAAGUUUUAUUCCACGAUCUCGUUAAACAUACCACCUGUCCUGAACGAUACGUACGACAGUAAGAUGCAUAUCAUAGUUAAAGGUCCUAAUGCCUGCGAGCAACAUUCAGAAGUACCUGAGAGUUUGCGUUCUCAAGCGAACGUAAAAAUGUAUGAUAUCGCUUGGCAAGCUGCUGAGGUCUCGACUAGUGAUUUCGCUGGCAAGUUAUUUACUGUCGGCGACAAUCAGAUUUACGGCGGUGCUAAAAACUGUCCAUUGAAACCUCAAGAGUCAUACGAAAUAUUGAUUAUCGUAACGGAACGGAGUUUGUCCAACAAGUCGAUCAUGCUUGCAAAAUUGAUCAGUAUUGGUGAGAUUCCACCGAAGCAUCACGAAGCGUGGAUCAUACCAAUUAUAUUAUUUCUUCUCGUGGGAGGCGUUGUUUUUUAUUUGUAUCGAAGGAGACAGAAAUCGACUAAACAAUUCAUGCAAGAAGAGAUGAUCCUGUCGCAGAAUAUCGAGAAUUACGAACACGAAACGAAGUGUGUGAUGUCAAAUUCGAAGCAGGAGCUCUCAACUCCUUCCGACAGGCAAUCCUUAUCACGAGCAACCACUCCGGAGGUGCCACUCGUCGUGGAAAAGAAAGACGAGGAGAUAGGAAAAGAAAUGACAUCGUUGACGAAGGUAAAAGAUUUCGAGGAUUAUGUUAGAGAGGCAGUACAGUCGGGACUGCUAGACAAACAAUACGAGACGUUUCCAAGGGGACAAACUCGGCCGUGGGAUUACGGGAAAUUGCCGCAGAACAAAUCUAAAAAUCGAUAUGGAAAUCUCAUAGCAUAUGACGAAACGCGCGUGAUAUUAAAGAAACUUCCGGAUGACGCUUACUCUGAUUAUAUUAAUGCUAAUUACAUCACUGGCUAUAAGAAGGAGAAACGUUAUAUAGCGACGCAAGGACCCAAACCCAAUACAGUUAUUGAUUUCUGGCGCAUGAUUUGGCAAGAAAAUGUUCUUAUUAUUUGCAUGUUGGCAAACGUAAUCGAAAAUGGAAAAACAAAAUGCGAACAAUAUUGGCCGGACAUUGGCAAGAAAAAGAAAUACGGAAACGUUAUUGUGUUAAACGCAAAGCACAACGUUUUUGCUGAUUAUUGCUUCAGAACUUUUCAAGUUACCUAUGGAGAUGAGACUCGAAAGAUCGAACAUUUACAUUACACGGCCUGGCCAGACCACGGUGUACCCUUGUAUACACAUUCCGUAGUCACGUAUCUGAAGAAACUAUUGGCGACGCCACCAGGAAAUGGACCCGUAGUGGUCCAUUGCAGCGCUGGCGUUGGAAGAACCGGAACAAUUAUCCUGUGCGACAUUUGUCUGCAUCGAGCAGCGGCCGAAGGGCUGGUCGAUGUAUUUGCUGAAACGGCAUCCAUCAGGAACGAGAGAGCUAAUAUGGUGGAUAAUAAGCAGCAGUAUCUUUUAGCACACUUGGCACUGGUAGAAUGUUUGCUUUCCAUUCCGACCACGUUACCGUGUAAUGAUCUUUUACCGACCCGAAUCAAGGAGUUAAAGAAACAACUACCGAUUCAACUGCAAAGGCUACAAAACAUUGCGUGGCAGGACGAGGCUCUGAGACAAUUUACAUCUCCACCGUCUUUAUCAGAGCGUAAUCGUGCCAAGAACAGAUUUCCAGAACUGAUUUCAGAUAAAGUCAGCAGAAUAUAUUUGAAAAGAUAUCCGGCAUCAGACGAAGAUAGUGAUUAUCUAUCUGCUGUUUACGUAGAUGGAAUAAGACAUCAGAAUCAGUAUCUAGCCACACAGCUUCCCAUGCCAUCGACGGUUAAUGAUUUCUGGCGAAUGGUCGCGGAGUUUAAAGUGGAACUCAUUCUUAUGCUACAACCACCUGAUCUUCAAGACCCUACUUGCUGUGUGAUUGCUCCUGUGAGCGGCGAGUUUAAACCAACGCCAUACUUGAACAUUACAGCGAAGGAAGUCGUGGAAUUUGAAUAUUAUACGUCACAGAAAUUGCUACUCAUUGACAAUUCCGAAAAACCCUCGAGGGAGCAAUUUGUAACUGUAUUAUGCUUAACGGAGUGGAAACCUGGGAGAAAUCAAUCACCGCCGCCGGUAAUGACGAUGGUGACGUUUUGGCAAGCGCAGAGAAUUGCGAGAGGCGAUGGACCGACUGUCACGCUUUGCCAUGACGGAGUUACUGGAUGCGGGCUUUAUUUAGCAUUGAGUUUCCUUCUGGAACGAAUGGCUGUAGAAAGAGAAUGCGAUGUUUGUUUGGCAGUAAGAGCUGUUAGACGAUCAAGACCAGACUUUGUUCGAUCUUUGGAACAUCUGGAAUUUUUGUACGAUGCCACAGUGACAUAUUUGGAGUAUUUUGAAACUUAUGCAAAUUUUUCAUAAAAUCGAAAUAAAUUAUCAAUUUAAGAUAAUGAAAUUGUAUUAUACACACACAACACAGUAAUAAAAAAAUUAAACAUAUAAUAACUACACAUAUGCAUACAUAUGAAGCUAUAUACAU
Cataglyphis hispanica is the source of this 6325-nucleotide messenger RNA. RefSeq names its product receptor-type tyrosine-protein phosphatase F-like. NCBI's taxonomy places the organism in Eukaryota, Metazoa, Arthropoda, Insecta, Hymenoptera, Formicidae. Gene Ontology annotation, molecular function: protein binding; protein tyrosine phosphatase activity. Gene Ontology annotation, biological process: protein dephosphorylation. The record is from RefSeq and is a predicted model, not a curated record.